Messenger RNA from Vigna radiata var. radiata (mung bean), 1151 nucleotides. RefSeq names its product epoxide hydrolase 1-like. Bases 155 to 1099 code for a protein of 314 amino acids. The transcript has 4 exons. Gene Ontology annotation, molecular function: catalytic activity. The record is from RefSeq and is a predicted model, not a curated record. Lineage: Eukaryota; Viridiplantae; Streptophyta; Magnoliopsida; Fabales; Fabaceae.
UCGUAAGAAUCUCUCCUCUCUGUAUGGCAAGUGAUAACAACCCAGCACCAAACCUCACUAAUCCAACUUAACAUUUCUCUUAUAUAAACCCUUCUCCAUUCUCGACAAUAUCACAGCUUAACGAAGAGUGAUCACAGAGAGAGAGAGAAAAAAAAUGGUGAACCUGGUUGCAGCGCAGAGGCCAUUGCUUCAUGGCCUAAUGAAGAUGGCGGGGAUCAGGCCGUACACGGUGGAGAUUGAGCCCGGGACCGUGAUGAGUUUCUGGGUCCCUUCAGAGACCAUAACGAAGCCGAAGAAAAAAGAUGAAAAGCCGAGAAUCAUAGGGAAACCCAGCAAGCCCACGGUGGUUCUGGUGCAUGGUUUCGCGGGCGAAGGAAUCGUGACGUGGCAGUUCCAAGUGGGGGCGUUGACGAAGAAGUACGCUGUUUAUGUUCCGGAUCUUCUGUUCUUCGGAGGGUCCUCGACCGAUAAAGCGGACAGGUCGCCAAGGUUUCAAGCAGAGUGUCUGGUGAGGGCCUUAAGGAAACUUGGGGUGGAGAAAUGCAUAGUGGUUGGGUUCAGUUACGGGGGAAUGGUGGCGUUUAAGAUGGCUGAGAUGUACCCUGAAAUGGUUGAAGGAAUGGUUAUUUCUGGGUCCAUUGUCGCCAUGUCGAACUCCCUGAGAGCCGCCUCUCUGCAACAGCUUGGGUUCUCUUCUUCUUCGGAUCUCUUGAUGCCUACCACUGUUAAGGGUCUUAAGGACCUCUUGUCCGUCGCUGCUCACAAAAAACUCUGGUUUCCUGAUCGUUUGCACAAAGAUUUUCUUGAGGUGAUGUUUACGAAUAGAAAGGAACGGGGUGAACUAUUGGAGGGCUUAGUAAUUAGCAACACAGAUAUGGUGGCCACCCCCAAAUUUCCACAGAGAAUACAUCUUUUAUGGGGCCAGAACGAUCAAAUUUUCAAAGUGGAGCUUGCACAAAAUAUGAAAGAAGAACUAGGGGAUGGCACAACGUUUGAAAGCAUAGAGAAAGCUGGUCACCUUGUUCAGCUGGAGCGACCCUGUGUCUACAAUAGAUGCCUCAAGAACUUUCUUUCUUCCUUCUUCGUCAAAAAUCAUUAACGUUUUCAAAUCUAUUCUCUUUUCAAUUCUUACAUCUUCUCCUUUAACCUAA